CUUCUGUUAAUAGCCAGGCAUGGAAAAAGUGGGUGUCACCUAACUGUCUCAUCCAAAAUGCACACACACACACAAUAAUAUUUAUAUGUCAGACAGCACACGUCUCCCUCUAACUGACAUUCACUUGAUUACAGACGCUGAAACACAGAGUCAUGGCUGACAACCACCCAGGCUGGCUUUCAGUGAAGAAGAGGGAGAAGAAAGGAGAGAGCAAACCACUGGAGGAGGAGCAGGAGAAGGAGAAAGUGUUGAAGACAGGAUACCAAGUUGUGAAGACGGGAUACCAACACCAACCAGGGGAGGUGAGGAAGAAGGAGGGAGGCGGAGAGAAGACAGGUGGAACGGAAGAGAUAACAGAGGUAGCAGAAGGAGGAGUGGAAAAUGGAGAGUUUGAAACCAUCGAGCUGCCACCAUGGGAGAUCGUCACUGGGGAGCAGAUGAGUCCGUUCUACUUUAAGUUCCAAUUCCGGAACGUUGAGUAUUCAUCUGGUCGUAAUAAGACGUUGCUAUGUUACCGCGUGGAGACUCCGGAGGGCACCACUGAUCCACUACAGGGAUACAUGGAGGACGAACACGCCACCACACACGUAGAGGAGGCCUUCUUCACACGGGUCCUCCCCCACUAUGACUCCUCCCUGGAAUACGAGGUCCGGUGGUACGUAUCUUCCAGUCCCUGUGCAGCCUGCUUCACCAAGAUGGCCAAUGUCCUCAGACUGAGAAAGAAUCUCCGCCUCUACCUCCUCAUGUCCCGCCUCUUCCUGUGGGAGGAGCCUGAGAUAAAGGUGGGCCUGCGGUGCCUGGCGUCACUGGGUGUGAGGAUAAGGAUGAUGAAGCCGUCUGACUUCUUGUCUGUCUGGGAAACGUUUGUAGAGAAGGAGGAGGACAUGACCUUUAACCCCUGGGAGGACUGUCAGGACAACUACCAAUACUACCAGUACAGACUCAACACCAUCCUCAAGUAAAGGUCAAAACCAUUUCACACCCUGACUACAACUACAACCCCAUCUACACGUUCUCCAACCCCAUCUACACAUCUACACGUUCAGUCAAAACCAUUUCACACCCCCACACCCUGACUACAACUACAACCCCAUCUACACGUUCUCCAACCCCAUCUACACGUCUUCCAACCCCAUCUACACGUCUUCCAACCCCAUCUACACAU
Molecule: messenger RNA, 1165 nt
Organism: Oncorhynchus nerka (sockeye salmon)
Lineage: Eukaryota; Metazoa; Chordata; Actinopteri; Salmoniformes; Salmonidae
Product: probable C->U-editing enzyme APOBEC-2
Exons: 5
Coding region: 153-962 (269 amino acids)
Biological process (GO): cytidine to uridine editing
Cellular component (GO): cytoplasm; nucleus
Molecular function (GO): cytidine deaminase activity; RNA binding
Source: RefSeq, a predicted model, not a curated record